Messenger RNA from Rotaria socialis, 2427 nucleotides. Lineage: Eukaryota; Metazoa; Rotifera; Eurotatoria; Philodinida; Philodinidae. The record is from the annotation of a GenBank genome assembly.
AUGACACAGCACGGAUCUACUAGUAUAGACCAGCAAUGCUCUCUUAUCAAAGAGUCAAGCAAUUUACUAACUAAUGAUCAAUUGAAAACAUCGCUGGACAUAAUUGCUGAUGAACUGAAGAAAAACAAAGAAUUAAAUAAUGCGGCAAUCAUCCAACUGAUUGUAAAUACAAUUUCGCUACGUUAUACAAGCGAUCAAAUCUUUUCCAAAGCCGCUGUUUUUGACCAUCAAUUAUUUGUUAUUAUUCGCGAUUAUUAUUUCAAUCUUCUAUAUCAAUGGCGACGUAGUGGGCAUCUUGAUGAACAUUCUGGCCAGCUUUUCCCGCAAAUUGCUCUUCUAUUUGCCGAUCUGUGCUGCAAUACAGCUGAGGCUAAUGUUGACACAUUGAAGGAACUCGUAAUUCAUGAACCAUUGAUUGAUGAACUUCGAAAAUGUUUGAGUGAGAUCGCCACUAAUGGCAAACAUUUGAAAGAUAAGACAAUCGAAGCAAUAGAUUACAGUAUUCGAGCAGUUCACUAUUUAGAAAAAGGACGAGUACAAAUUCAAAAUAUUCCAAUUGUGGCUGGACUAUUGGAAAAUAUUGUCAAAUGCGUUUGUUCAAGUUAUUUUAUUAAUAUGUUUAAAAAGAUCGGUGGACUCGAAAAACUUGACGAAGCACAAACAUUUCUGCUCGACACUUGUACGGAUGUUAUUUCUUGGCAUGAUGCUGGCUUUUACAAUCAGACUCAUGUAGCUGUUCGGACUGCGCUCUUGAGUAUGUUCACUUCGUGGUUUCAAAAUUACAUAACUUGUUCUCAAAAAUUAAGCAAAUCAGCAAUUAAAAUAAUUGGCCAACUUUGUAUUACAUUGAUUGGCGGAAAUGCUAGGGAAGAUGAUAUUUUUCCUGAGCCAAUUCGUAAAGAUUAUUGUAAACUAAUCGAUCAAUUAUUUUCCAUGUUGAGUUCAACAAUAGAAAGUAGAACGCUGAAUGAUUCAAUAAUUGCCUUGCAAAGAGUUCUAACACAAAGUUUGUAUUCGUUAACAAUGACAAAUGAUCUGCGAACAUAUAUUAAAAGUAAACGAAUGAUUCCAUUAUUAUUAAAAUUAACAGAUUUCGCAGAUGAAACAAUGCAAUUUAAUGUCUAUCGGAUUCUAGCUGUUAUUUUAACAGAAGACGACAUUAAAACAUUGGCAAAUCCAAGUAAAAUUGCUAAUAUUUUUCUUCGAUUUCUUACGAGUCUAAUUGACGAUUCGAGUAUGAAGCCACGUUUCCAUAAUUUACUUCGUAGUCUUAAAAUCUUGACACAGCAUGAUCAAAUCAAAGAGGAAUUAACCAAACAAGAUGUUUUGCCACUUCUUCUUCGUUGUUCAACAGAAUCAAAAUUUGAUCCCGUGAAAGCUCGAUUGCCAGCAUUGGAAAUUCUUCUUGCGCUAACAUUUAACGCUGAAGCUGCUGAUCAACUUAAACGAAACGCACAAUUUCUUUCCAAUUUGAAAACAUUAGCAACUUCGUCGAGUGAAAAAAGUUUGCAACGAGUAGCCGAAGGUCUUCUUUGGAAAUUAGAAGAAGAAGAAACAGCCAUGACAAAGCCGGAUUUAUCGACGACAACAAAUUUUACUACAAAAGCCUAUCACAUUAUGUUAAGUUAUUCACAUAGUGACAAAGACUUAUGUUAUCAUAUCUAUGAUCGUCUUGUGCAGGACCAGUUUCGCGUUUGGCUUGAUCGUGACCAGAUGCACGGACAAACAAUGACUGCCAUGGCAAAUGCUAUUGAAAACUCAGAAUUCGUCUUUGUAUGCAUGUCGGAUACAUAUAAACAAAGUGCCUAUUGCCAAUCGGAAGCUCAUUACGCAUUUGAACGCCGAUGCCAUUUGAUUCCAUUGAUAAUUAAGCAGAACUAUCGACCCGACGGAUGGUUGGGUAUUCUAGCGAGCGGGAAAAUUUAUGUUGAUUUCCCUAAACUGGGAUUCGAAAUUGCUUAUGAAAGGAUAAAAAGCGAAAUGGCUCGUUUUCGUACUCCUUCAAACGCAUUACCCUUGCCGACACACUCAUCUCCAAAUAGCACGCCUGCCAUAGGAGAACUUAUUAAAGCCACCGUGCAAGGUCGUGCACGCGGUGAGCAAUCCGCAUCUCGGAAUUAUCCUCCCUGCAUUAAUCAGUGGACAAACGAUGACGUUCGAUUAUUUCUUACCAAUGAAAACUUCGGGAGUCUUCUUCCAGUGCUUGGCAAUAUGAAUGGGCGUCUUCUUCAUGAAGCCUACAGAAAAUGUAAAACAUAUUGGGAUUUGAUGUUUCAAACAUUUAAAAGUGAAGUUGCAGCUGAUGACCAACAAAAAAUGUUAUCGAUUGAUACGUAUAUUCGUUUUCUUGCUGAAAUCGAAAAGUACGUUCCGGAUGAUAAAACUCAGUCUUCUGAACGAGUAUCUAAGAUGUGUAUUCUCUUAUAA